UUAGCUCUCAGCUGUGCGCCGCGACGCUUGUCGAAAUUUUUCUUGCUGUGACGUUGAAUGUGGAGAAAUUACAAAGCGAAAUUACAGUAAAAAACGGUGGAACUUGACAAAAAGCGAUUUAAAAAACAAAAUACAAAAAAAAAAACUAAAAAAAUAAAUGAUAAAAAAAUAUUGAAAACUCAAAUAAAUUAUUGAAACUCCAAAUAAACAACUAUAAACAAAAGUGCAAGUGCAAAAAUUCCACAAACCUUUAGAAAAAAGGUGAUUUCAUAAAAUUUCGUAAAUUUUAAAGACAUUUUGCGCGUCAUUGUAAGCAACGCCAGACACCUGCGUCCACACAUCCAAGCAAAUUUGGAAAAAAUUGCGCGAGUGGAAUAACCGAACAUUAACACGAGCGGAGUGGAAAAUAAUAACGGCUUUCAAAAAUAAGCAGUUAUAUUUGGAUAACAAGAAAUUUGUUUGAUUAAGAAACGAUCACAAGAAACCAAAAAUGUCCGACACAUUGAGCCGAGUUAAAAACCAAUUGCGCCCUGUCAAUGGCAGCGUACUGAACGGUAAUGGCAUUGGCAAUGGCGAAGAUAAGUCGCCAUCUUCACCGGGCACAAAACUACUGAUCAAUCACGGUAAACCGAACUACACCAUACAACGUUCACCGAAGGCGCAACAAAAUGGCGGCACAAAUCCGUUGAAUAACGAAUUACAAAAUAACAACCGCAACAAUUACUAUCCAUACAAGAGUGCCGGUGUUAAGGGCACCACGGGCGUCAUCACCAACGGCAAUGGAGUUACAAAUAACAACAACAACAGCAGCAGUAAUAGCAGUCAGAAUGGCGAUGAAUUGAUCAUACAGAGUACUAAAUUCAAUGGUGUCUUCAAGGCCGCUAACAUACAGAAGUUGGAGAACAAUGAUGAAGCCGAUAGUCCAGUUGUGCUGAGACGUGUACCAAAGCCGGAGUCAACGCCUGCAGCAGCAGAGAAUGGCAAUGAUGAGAAUGUGCCCGAGUUUAUACUACGUCAGCGUCGUAUACAAGAGCGUUUGGCCAAGGAGAACAUCUUGGACUUUGAGAAUCGCCGCAGCGGUUACUUUACGCACGUUGUCAUAUCGCCAACCUCACCGAACCGCACUUCUUUGGUGGAGACCAUGUCCAGUCCACCGAUUGUGCCAUCAUUGGAGAUACCGCCACCAGCCAAGGAGUCACGUGAGGCAUCCAUUGCUGAGGAGAAUAAUGCUGAAGUAAGUGCCGCUAAUGGUGUGGAGCAUGUGCAUGAGGAGGAGCAUGUGGCCGUGGCUACUAAUGGACAGGUUGAAGAGGAAGAAGUAGCCAAGGCAAUUGAAGAGGUUAAUAAAGCGGUGGCUGGUGAAGUCGAUGAUGAGAAGCCAGAGGAAGUGGCGGUUGAAAACCCAGUUGCAGUCGAAGCUGAAGUGGAAGCUCCUGAGCAAGUCGUAGUGGAACACAAAGAAGAAGAACAAAGGAGUGUGCAACAGGAGGAGACCAAAGUCGAAGCAGUACAGGUUGAGGAACAAAAAGUCGAAGAAGUACAAACGCCUGUUGUAUCUGUAGUGGUAACAAGCGCACCUCUAGUUGACGCAGAAGAACCGAAAGCCGCUGAGGAAACUGUUCACUCGGCAGUCGAGUCGCAUGAAGUUGCCGAAGUAGCAGAACAUGUCGAAGCUGUGACAGUGACAACAAACUCUGUCGAAGAACCCAAAGAAAAUGGUAAUGGAGUAGUUGCUGAAGAAAUAUCGAACCAAGUUGAGGCACCCAAAGAAAACGGAGAAGCUGUUGUAGCAGAAACACUAACUAAUGGUCACGCUGUGGAAGAUGUAAUCAUUUCACAUACAAAUGGCGUCUCUAACGGUGUAACUAAUGGACAAGCCACACCCAGUCUACCUACACCCGAUCCCAGUGGUGCUUUGGGUGUUAACUACGAACCAAAGACAGUGGUUUCCUUCUCCAAGGAUUUAGAUGCACCAAACAAGUAUCCUGAUACAGUAAAAGUCACGAAGACAGAUGAACAAGAUGGCGAAAAGAAAACAGCAUCGGAUCCAGUGAGUGAUGAAUUGAAGGAGUUGGCGAAAUUGAAAUUCGACAUUAAAGCCGAUGAUAAUGAUGUACAAGUGACGCCGGUAUUGCGAGUCGAGUAGAGCACCAAAAUGUAGGGGAUUUGAGCUGAAAGAGAGCAGUAAUUAAGCAAACCGGUGGUUAUAUGUACAUACUAUUUAUGUUUGUCCGCACAAAGCUAGCGUAAAUGGGGGGAAUGCCACUUCGAAAAAGGGGAAAUACAUAUGUUGCUUAAAAAGUGCCGCAGUAGUCGUGACUCUGUUGAGUUCAUACUUAAAUGUUAUUGGUAUUAGCAAAAACAGAAUUAUAUCCAAAUGUGGGUUAAGUGCAUUAUAGCCAUAAGUGACGACAGUUUUAGCGCACACUGUUUGUUAUUAAAUAAAAUAUUAAUAUUAUUAUUAUAUAUUAUAUAAUUAUGUAUUGUAAUUUUUAUUAAAUUGUAAACAUUAUAUAAUUUUGUUUUAUAUAUUUUAAGUCAAAAAAGUUGCCAAAUUCAUUUUAUUAUUGUACAAUAAAUUAAACAAAAAAAUAAAUAUACCAACAAAUCGUUUAAGCAUUCAUAGCGUUGGAACGAUUGAAAAUGGACCAUAUUUUUAUUUGUGAAUGACAA
Messenger RNA from Zeugodacus cucurbitae (melon fly), 2673 nucleotides. It is a transcript of the gene hebe, whose product is annotated as general transcriptional corepressor trfA. The coding region runs from base 491 to 2146 and encodes 551 amino acids. The transcript has 3 exons. The record is from RefSeq and is a predicted model, not a curated record. NCBI's taxonomy places the organism in Eukaryota, Metazoa, Arthropoda, Insecta, Diptera, Tephritidae.